Nicotiana tabacum (common tobacco) is the source of this 663-nucleotide messenger RNA. Lineage: Eukaryota; Viridiplantae; Streptophyta; Magnoliopsida; Solanales; Solanaceae. The record is from RefSeq and is a predicted model, not a curated record.
UUUGCAGGUUCUUCAAGAUGGUUGAAACAUUGUUCGAAGAUAUGUUUACAGUCACUCAAAAAGAUCCGGACGGUAAAAAGUUCGAUAGAGUUAAUCGCAUUGAAGCACGAAGUGAGCAGUUUGAUAUGUACAUGCUGUUGGAUGUGAACACUGAGAUAUAUCCUAUGCGUGUGAAAGAGAAAUUUAUGAUGGUUUUAGCAUCUACUUUGAACUUGGACGGGACACCAGAUACUGAUUAUUUCAUUCAGGGUAACAAGAAAUCACUUGCUGACAAGUUUGAAUAUGUCAUGCAUGGGAAGCUAUAUAGGAUCUCAGAGGAAGGUUCAGGAAAGCAUGUUAAAGCGGAAAGAGCAUUUGUUAGCUAAGCUACUGGCACGUGAUAACUUUCGUGUGGAGUUCAGUUUCAAGAAAUCGAAAGAAUGUAACUGAGAUGAUAAUGGAGACCAAGGAAUGGAGCUCUAUUUAUGUUGUUGAGGUGCAGAAACCUAAUGUGCAGUUAUGAUCUUUAUAUCUGGUGACAUAAAGAGAAGAAUAUUUUCCAACUACUAGUAUUCUGUGAUGAAGAAUUUAGAACUCUUAUCGACUGGUAACAUAAUUGCAGUUCAUGCUGCUGUUGUUAUUCCGAGCCCUGUGUUAUUUCAAUAUUUUCCUGUUUCUGUUUUA